This is a messenger RNA of Pongo pygmaeus (Bornean orangutan), 6837 nucleotides long. RefSeq names its product RIMS binding protein 2 (gene RIMBP2). The coding region runs from base 632 to 3841 and encodes 1069 amino acids. Gene Ontology annotation, molecular function: protein binding. The record is from RefSeq and is a predicted model, not a curated record. NCBI's taxonomy places the organism in Eukaryota, Metazoa, Chordata, Mammalia, Primates, Hominidae. The transcript has 22 exons. Gene Ontology annotation, biological process: neuromuscular synaptic transmission.
UGAAUCAUGUCUAGCUGAAUGCAAGCAGUGCAGACACACCAAUGCCCUGCAAUGUUGACUGGGCGCCGCCUCUGCCUGCCUCUCGCUCCCUGUCUCUCCCCCUGCUGCUCCCUCCCUCCCUCUCUCCCUCUCCCCGUCCUCCCUCCCUCCCUGUCUCUCUCUCCCUCUCCCCCUCCUCCCUCCCUCCCUCCCUCUCGCCCCCAGUUUGUAAUCUGACACAGUACACUGCAGUUGUCUCCGCGGUGAAACUCCGGAGCCUUGGCACAGCUCGCUUCUAAAGCUUGGAAAUGACCCGCUACACCUGAAGCCUGCAGGUGCUGAGGCCAUAUUCGAUCAGACCCAAGCUUUGGGAGACCCCUGGGGAAAUUUCCCACUUCCUGUCCUGAGACCAGGAACUCAGCAGAGAAACUUUGUGGAAAAUGAACUGAAGGAUGCCACCCAGGGAGACUAUCGCCUGAGAUCCCAUCAUGCAGGCCUUCCCACAAGGGCCUGGCAGCAUGACAAGGUGAAGGCAGAGUAUGUGCAUCUCAACCACCCGCUCACCCUCGUGACCAGAGAGCGCGAUUUGGCCGUGAAGGAGAAACACCAGCUCCAAGCCAAGCUGGAGAACCUAGAACAGGUCCUGAAGCAUAUGCGAGAGGCGGCUGAACGGCGGCAGCAGCUGGAGUUGGAGCAUGAGCAGGCCCUGGCUGUUCUCAGUGCCAAGCAGCAGGAAAUUGACCUUCUGCAGAAGGCUCAGGUUGAGGCUAAGAAGGAGCAUGAAGGCGCAGUGAGGCUGCUAGAGUCCAAGGUUCGAGAGCUGGAAGAGAAAUGCCGGACUCAAAGUGAGCAGUUCAACCUGCUGUCCCGGGACCUGGAGAAGUUCCGGCAGCACGCUGGGAAGAUUGACCUGCUGGGUGGCAGCGCGGUGGCUCCCCUGGACGUUUCCACGGCCCCCGGCAAGCGUUUCCCACAGUUCAUGAAUGGCCUAGCCACCUCCCUCGGCAAAGGUCAGGAGAGCGCUAUUGGAGGUGGCUCUGCGAUCGGUGAAUAUAUCCGGCCCCUUCCGCAGCCCGGUGACAGGCCAGAGCCUCUGUCCGCCAAGCCCACCUUUCUGUCAAGAUCCGGUAGCCCAAGAUGCAGAUCUGAGUCAGACAUGGAGAAUGAACGGAACUCCAAUACCUCCAAGCAGAGAUACUCGGGGAAGGUCCACCUCUGUGUUGCCCGCUAUAGUUACAACCCCUUCGAUGGACCGAACGAGAACCCCGAAGCUGAGCUGCCCCUCACGGCGGGAAAAUACCUCUACGUCUAUGGAGACAUGGAUGAGGAUGGGUUCUAUGAAGGAGAGCUCCUCGAUGGCCAGAGGGGUCUGGUGCCCUCCAACUUCGUGGACUUUGUGCAGGACAACGAGUCGCGGUUGGCAAGCACGCUGGGGAACGAGCAGGAUCAGAACUUCAUCAACCAUUCCGGCAUCGGCCUGGAGGGAGAGCACAUCCUGGACCUCCACUCCCCAACCCACAUAGACGCGGGCAUCACUGACAACAGUGCCGGGACCCUGGACGUGAACAUCGACGACAUCGGAGAAGACAUCGUGCCUUACCCUAGAAAAAUCACCCUCAUCAAACAACUCGCCAAAAGUGUUAUUGUGGGCUGGGAGCCCCCGGCGGUGCCACCAGGAUGGGGAACGGUGAGCAGCUACAACGUCCUGGUGGACAAGGAGACACGCAUGAACCUCACGCUGGGGAGCAGAACUAAAGCCCUCAUCGAGAAGCUCAACAUGGCAGCCUGCACCUACCGCAUCUCCGUGCAGUGUGUCACCAGCAGGGGCAGCUCGGACGAGCUUCAGUGCACGCUGCUGGUGGGCAAGGACGUGGUGGUGGCCCCCUCCCACCUGCGGGUGGAUAACAUCACGCAGAUCUCCGCCCAGCUCUCCUGGCUGCCCACCAACAGCAACUACAGCCACGUCAUCUUCCUCAACGAGGAGGAGUUCGACAUCGUGAAGGCCGCCAGGUACAAGUACCAGUUCUUCAAUCUCAGGCCCAACAUGGCCUAUAAGGUGAAGGUUCUGGCCAAACCGCACCAGAUGCCGUGGCAGCUCCCGCUGGAGCAAAGGGAGAAGAAGGAGGCCUUUGUGGAGUUCUCCACGUUGCCUGCAGGACCCCCAGCACCCCCGCAAGAUGUCACCGUCCAGGCUGGGGUGACCCCCGCCACCAUCCGGGUCUCCUGGAGACCACCCAUGCUGACGCCCACUGGGCUGUCCAACGGCGCAAAUGUCACCGGCUACGGCGUGUAUGCCAAAGGGCAGAGGGUGGCUGAAGUCAUCUUCCCCACGGCAGACAGCACGGCCGUGGAGCUCGUGCGGCUGCGGAGCCUGGAGGCCAAGGGCGUGACCGUGCGGACCCUCUCCGCCCAGGGCGAGUCCGUGGACUCUGCAGUUGCUGCCGUUCCCCCCGAGCUCCUGGUGCCUCCUACCCCCCACCCGAGACCUGUACCCCAAUCAAAGCCAUUAGCAAGUUCUGGAGUCCCCGAAACCAAAGACGAGCACCUGGGUCCCCACGCCAGGAUGGAUGAGGCCUGGGAGCAGAGCCGCGCGCCUGGCCCUGUGCACGGGCACACGCUGGAGCCGCCCGCGGGCCCCGGGAGGCGGUCACCUUCACCCAGCCGCAUCUUGCCGCAGCCACAGGGCACCCCAGUGUCCACCACCGUCGCCAAGGCCAUGGCCCGGGAGGCCGCGCAGAGGGUGGCCGAGAGCAGCAGGUUAGAGAAAAGGAGCGUCUUCCUAGAGAGAAGCAGCGCGGGGCAGUACGCCGCCUCGGAUGAGGAGGAUGCCUACGACUCUCCAGACUUCAAAAGGAGGGGCGCCUCGGUGGACGACUUCCUGAAAGGCUCUGAACUCGGCAAGCAGCCACACUGUUGCCAUGGAGACGAGUACCACACGGAGAGCAGCCGGGGGUCUGACCUCUCAGACAUCAUGGAGGAAGACGAGGAGGAGCUGUAUUCUGAAAUGCAGCUGGAAGACGGGGGAAGGAGGCGGCCCAGUGGCACGUCCCACAAUGCCCUCAAGAUUUUAGGGAACCCAGCCUCUGCAGGACGGGUGGAUCACAUGGGCCGGAGGUUUCCCCGUGGCAGCGCUGGUCCUCAGAGGUCCCGGCCCGUGACAGUCCCAUCCAUCGACGAUUACGGGCGAGACCGCCUUUCUCCAGACUUCUAUGAAGAGUCAGAAACUGACCCUGGUGCCGAAGAGCUCCCGGCCCGGAUCUUUGUGGCUCUCUUUGACUACGAUCCGCUCACCAUGUCCCCAAACCCAGAUGCUGCAGAGGAGGAGCUUCCCUUUAAAGAAGGCCAGAUCAUCAAGGUUUAUGGUGAUAAAGAUGCUGAUGGAUUCUACCGUGGGGAAACCUGUGCCCGGCUUGGGCUUAUUCCUUGUAACAUGGUCUCUGAGAUACAAGCAGAUGAUGAGGAGAUGAUGGAUCAGCUUCUUAGACAGGGCUUUCUCCCUCUGAAUACACCUGUGGAGAAAAUAGAGAGAAGCAGGAGAAGUGGCAGGCAUCAUUCGGUAUCGACCCGGAGAAUGGUGGCCCUGUAUGACUACGACCCCAGAGAAAGCUCGCCCAACGUCGAUGUUGAGGCUGAACUUACAUUUUGCACAGGAGAUAUUAUUACAGUUUUUGGUGAAAUUGAUGAAGAUGGAUUUUAUUAUGGGGAGCUGAAUGGGCAGAAAGGCCUCGUGCCCUCAAACUUCUUGGAAGAAGUGCCUGACGACGUAGAAGUCUAUCUUUCUGAUGCUCCAUCCCACUACUCUCAAGAUACGCCAAUGCGCUCAAAGGCAAAAAGGAAGAAGAGUGUUCAUUUCACACCUUAAUCAGGCAAUGUAGCCUUCACGUAAGUGAGCAACUGAAGAUACCGAUAAAGAUACCAACUUAAGCUACCUUAAACGGGCCAAUGUGGUAGACUUAAGGCUUCAUUGUGGGGUUAAAAAAAAAAGAUAAAAAGAAAUAUGUCUCAAAAAACUAUUGGACCUAAAUAAUUAGAAUAUUACUUGGUCUCAGUUGUAAAGCAACUGAAUUUAUAGUGAAGCAAAUCAUCUUUAAUAAUCAUUUCCUACUAUUUGCAUUAAGAAUAUUUGAAAGGCCAACAUUGGGAACAUAUUUCUUAACAAGCUAACUGUGUGUUUACAUAGAGAGAGCUGCAUAUUGCAUUGUUAGCCACUCUUGGAAAAAGCACAACCUAACAAACAUGUUUACUAUAGGAAGUUUUACUUUAGAAACUUAACCCAAGGUCAAGCAGAUGAGUAGUGAACACAGGUGAUCGAGUGUUGGCUCUGAACACUCCAAACGCUGGCUCGAAUGGCCAGAACGUGUUUUCCUUAAGUAACCAUGCCUCUACCUUACGAGAGAGCUAUGCUCCUCCUCAAAGCACAAUCAUCCUGUGAGAGAAGUUGCUGCAACACGGAUUUGUUGUUGGUAUACCAAUGCAAUACUAAGUUGUUGAUGAAGCAUGCAGCUCAAACGAUCGCAUUAGACGGAAUAGAUGGUAUCUUCAGGUGUACUUUGGGAUGCUUUACUAGGUGUUUUCCAUUAGAAUUAGACCUUGAUUUUAAAUCCAAGCAAGCUUGAAGCCCCUUGGCUUACAGCAUUUGCCUGCUGCAUACUGAACACUCACAUGGCAAGAGUUGCUCUGGAGAGGUAGGGCCAGAGGAAUGCUGCUGCUCUGUCAACUCAGGCACAUACUUAGCUGUAAAAGGAAGCGAGGUAAAGUCGUCCUGCAGCAUAUUAGAGUAAAAGUCUACCCCUCUGAAGCACUAUUAAGCGCUUAACGUAUAUUGAAAUACUACCAUGUGCUAUCUACUGAGGAAGAUUCAUGUUCAAUUAUUUGGAAAUAAUGCAAGCAUCCACUAAGGGCCUUUAAGCUUUCUUUGAUUAUAAUUAAGGUUCAUUUUAGUUUUUUUUUUCUUUCAACCAGUGUGCCAUCUCCAAUAUUUCUAUAGUAUACUAACCAACCCAGGAAUGCACUUUAACAAUAUCAGGAUUUUAUAUAACCAAAUAGUUUCAAAUACAACAAAAUUCCCUUUAUGAACUUUUGCUUUUUAAAAGAUUACUGAUGGGUACUCGGCCAACUUUACUAUCAACCUAAUUUCAGAUAAUGUCUCCCCUGCCCUUAGUCUUCAUUUAUGAAGUGAAUUAUUACCUGCCUUAGCUUUGCCAAAGCAAUGGCCACCCUGCACUCCCUCGAGACAGAGAAACGGAACCCACACAUUUAUGUCUGGGCCCUCUCUCUGGCGUGCUGUGGGAGAGGACCUUUGCUUCUCAUGGCAUACUUUAACAACUGAAAGAACAAAUGAACCCCCUUGACCUUUCCUGGUGGGAAAUGGGGACAGUACGAUGUUACCAAGUGAAUUCUGUUGUUGGCGCUCACACACUCAAUAAACUGUAACACUGUACCUACUAGGUUCCUCCUGAGGGUUCAGGUACAGCAAGGAGAGCUCCAUCCCCCACAGUCCAUCUCCAUUCGGGGUCACCUACGUCAUCUAUGGGUUCUGGUAGUCCUGGGAGAGGCAGGGAAAUGUCCUCGAAAAAGAAAAAGGGGCUGCUUUCCAAAGGCAAGAAACUGCUGAAAAAGCUGGGUGCAGUGAAAUGAUUCAUGUGCUUCCGGACAACUGCCAAAUCUAUGUAAUUUUCUUUAAUUCCAAACUAGGGCUUUCAUGACUCAAGUACUUCCUAAAAAAACCCAAUCUUCUCCCCUGACACCAGUAGAGAAAUGCACUUUUGCACUACCAUCCACUUUAAACCAACCGCGAGAACAAAGAGGAGCGGUUGCUCUCUGUCACCGCUGGCAGUCUGCUCUCAUUGUCCAAGCUCUGAUUUGGGAGGUGGGAGGGGACGUCUUAUUAACAAACGGGGGCGCAUAGCUAUCACCUGUAGCUCCCUCCCUACCUGUAAUUCCAGUCUUUGUGCAUUUGUCAUCCGCCCUUAAAGGAAUGAUUUUCAACCUUUCUCCCUUCUCAAAAUGCUUGCCUCAUAAUGCAUAACUUUCACUUUGACUCUGGUCUUGAAAUUCCUAGUUUAAUUCGCCUUGAUGUUCUGCCUUAUAAAUGCACAAUGAUUUGUACUGUCUAAUAAAAACACAGUGUAUACUUUGUAUGUGUCGUGCAUUCAGUGGUCUUCAUCCUCACUGAUACAGUGGUUCGAGAUCAAGUUGUCCAGGCUGUGCAUUUUAAGAUGCUAGUUUCAGUCUUUCAAAGCCAGCCAGGCUACACACACAAAAUGUUUACUCAAUCAUUCAAAAAAGAGAAAAGGAGAGAAAGUAACUUUGGUAAAGCACCAGUACUCCAACCUUCCAGAAAGCCGAUAAUCUUCAUUGCUUUUAAUGUUCUAUUCUGUGGCAUAUGGUUUUCUGUUACUUUCGUUGUCAAAAUGCCAUACCCAAAUACACAGCAAUGAAUGGCACACAAGUAAUCCACAUAAUGCAUAAGCCACACCAAAGCCAGACUCAAUUUAAAUCUGCUCCAAAUGAGUCCAUACCCAUCUUCAUCAUUGGCAUUUGAACAAAAGACUUACAAAGUUGCUGGCAGAUGUAUUUGAUGGUUACUCUUUUGUAAUUCUUGUCCACUUGUAAAUUGUUUUUACUCUUUAUACAUACUUUUCAGACUGCCUUUCUUUUGUAAUUUAUGGACGGUUUAUAAAUGAAUGACAAAGCUUUCCCCAUUGUGUCUUCAAAAACUAUUAUAAAUUGUAAUAUAAUAGUAUGUGGUAGAUUUAUUAAAGGAAAUCCAUGUGUGGUUAAGCUCUGUGUGGGUGUGUGCAUGUGCACAGUUAGUGUAAAAUAUUUUCUAGAAAUAAAAUUUGUUAUUUUAUACAA